AGCGAAAACAUCCUUGUACGAUUUACGUCAAACGCAAAGGAUACGGCUCACAUUUUCACAGGCGGCGCGGCGUCCCAAGGACAGUGUAGAGCACCAGCAGCAUGUUCCAAGUGUUUUAGCCUGCACGGUGCGUUUGAUUACGCACAAGUAAGAGGUGGUUCCGCGUACUGAAAGCCCGCGUGUAGUUUGGUGUUGUUGGAACAGUUCCUACAUCCUUUGCAAACGGUCAAAAACGGAGAAACAGCGAUUUGGAUACGGCAAUCGAUACAGGCGCAAUGCCGUUCUAGUGCGGGGUGCGACCCUUUUUUUGUUUGUUUGCUGCUGUGAAGGAAUUUCGACCCCGGGACCAGCUUUGGAGGCGUUCAAUAAUGUUCGGUAAUCGAUUUUAACGAAGGGGCUAACUUAAGAAAGAGCACACAUUGGGAGAACAAGAAAAAAUGCCCGACCCUGAGUGCCACAUACGAUUCGAUAACAACCCGUACGGAGUGUAUCUUGCCGGCCAAACGCUAGCCGGUCAGGUCGAGCUCCGCCUUACCGAGAUUCUUAGCGUAAUUGGUAUAAGCUUGCGGCUGGAUGGACUCACCGAGAUAGAAUGGUCCGAAUUCAUCGAAUCGGCCACCGGGCAGCCGGGUGGGCGGAAGACGACGCGCUACCACGGCCAGCAAACGCUGCUCAACUCUACCAGCUUCCUGUGCGGCUCCACCGUAGGGCCCGUGCGGGACCUUGCCAUCGGAACACAUACGUAUCACUUCUCCUGCGAACUGCCUGCCCACCUACCGACCUCGUUCGAGGGUUACCAUGCGCGCAUCCGCUACACAGCCAAGGUGUCCCUGCACCGGACGAAGGCUCGCACCGAUCCAAUCGGACAGACCAGCUUCACCGUGCUGCGGCACCUGAACCUGAACGAGCACGGUGAGGUGCUCGUACUACCGACCAAGAGCGAACUGACGAAGGUGUUCUGCUGCGGACCGUGCUCCUCCGAACCUCUAUACAUAUCGGCCCAGAUAGCCCGGACCGGGUACAUACCGGGCCAAACGAUUGUGAUGAAGAUAGACGCCGUCAACCGGAGCCGUACGACGGUGACCGAAUUCCGGGUGAAGUUGGUGCAGAAGCUUUGCUACACCAGCCAGCAGCCCACGGUGGAAACGCGCUCGGACGCGCUGGUGGUGGCCGAAUCGCGCUGUUCCGGCGUUACCUCCGGUGAGGUGGUCAAGCACCAGCAGAACCUACUCAUCCCGGCCCUGCCACCGACCUACACGGAUGGAUCGCCCGUCUUCAGCAUAACGUACGAGCUGGAGAUAGAGGCACGAGUGACGGGGCCAAACAUUAGCCCAAGGCUUGCCAUGCCCAUCACGAUCGGUACGAUCGCGCUCGAAACGUCCGUUCCGCUGAGGGAUAAGCUGAAACCACUGGCUAAACCACCGUGGGAUCCGUUCAGUUCGCAGCACUACACGGACAUCAUCGGUACGCGAAUACCGGUCGGCAACAUUGCUCGCCGAUCGCAGGCCGGUAUGGAGCAGCAGGAGCUGCCGAACAACAAUUCGAACAACGUGCGUCUUCACUACAUUGUGCACCGGAAAGCGGACUUUCCACGACCCGAGCCGGACGAGAGCUGAAGAGGCGUGCGAGCCUCGGAGAAGUUGUUGUUGAUUUCAAGUUGCUUGCUAUUUACACUGAAUUAGGGGUAUCGAUCGAACGGUUUUUGCGAUUUAGUUUUUGAAAUUUUAAAACAAGUACAAAGCCAGAACUAACAAACAAAAAAAAGCGCACAUGACAUGCCAUGCCAAUUGCACACUGCCUCUCGCCGCUUUUGGCAUGCCUAAAUAUGCUUACAACUAACUAACUAACCUACCGACAAGGAAAGGAUAUACAAAACCACUCACGCACGCACGCAUAAUCAGCUGUAUUGCUUGCCGUCGUAUGUGAUGCACCAAUCUCAGCCUCUAAGUGUACAUGUGCUUUUUUGCCCCAGGUGUGUCCAGGUUUUGUAAAACAAACACACAUUCAAUUACAAAACGCGCUGCCGGGUUUUUCGGGUUUAAAGGUGUGAACAAACAAACAAACGAAUAUGUGCGCCUACAUUAUUGUCAAACGAACCUCAGCGAAAGCGAAAAACCUCCGCUAAACUACUACCUCAAGUGCCAUUGAGAUUUGUUGCAAAAUAUACAUACUUACGUCGAACAGUGCUGCUGCUACUAACUAA
Messenger RNA from Anopheles stephensi (Asian malaria mosquito), 2203 nucleotides. RefSeq names its product arrestin domain-containing protein 3-like. Lineage: Eukaryota; Metazoa; Arthropoda; Insecta; Diptera; Culicidae. Gene Ontology annotation, biological process: protein transport. The record is from RefSeq and is a predicted model, not a curated record. The transcript has 3 exons. Gene Ontology annotation, cellular component: cytoplasm. Bases 438 to 1616 code for a protein of 392 amino acids.